CCGCCAUGGCCUCGGGGGGCCCGGCCGCCCGCGCCGCCGAGGAGCCGCCGCCGCCCGAGCCGCCGGCGGAGCAGAAGCCGCCGCCGCCGCCGCCGCCCGCGCAGCAGGAGUUCUCCUUCCUGCCGCUCGUCCACGACAUCAUCAAAUGCAUGGACAGAGACAGCCAGGAUGUUCACCAGGUGCUGAAUGAGCUCAAGAACAAGUUCCAGGAGACGAGGAAGCUGAUCAGCUCCAUGCCUGGCAUCGGGGUGAGCCCCGAGCAGCAGCAGCAGCAGCUGCAGAGCCUGCGGGAGCAGGUCCGGACCAAAAACGAACUGCUGCAGAAAUACAAGAGCCUUUGCAUGUUUGAAAUCCCCAAGGAGUAGGAAGGGCUCAGCUCUGCUCUCCAGCUCCGGAUACCUCCUCCACUGUCUGAAGAGGAGAGAAAAAUCUGGCAGAAGUUUACUUUUCCUGUCUUUCAUGCUUUUUUGGUGGCUGUGAAGUUGUGUGUGUGUGGAUGCCAGGCACGUGGCCCUGACCAGGAACACUCCGUGCCUCACGUGUGAUGUUACAGCGGCACAUUCCCUUUGAGUGGCUAUAGGACUGAGCCUUUAUGUACAUGUCUUCUCUCUCCUCUUGGGGUGGGGUUUUUAUUUUUUCAUCCAAACAAGCAGGAGAUGAGAUGUUUUCUUCUUGCCAAGCGUCAAAGUACCUGCUGGUUAACUUUAAGAAGGAAAAAAGGUGUUUUCUGCAAUUGUUUUCACUUCUGAAACAAAUGGACAGACGUCAAAAGGGAGCGUAAGAGGGAAGCACAAGCUCUUUGGCACUGCCUCUGGAAGGGGUCUCUGGGGCACCUUCUAGCCUGUGUGUGUCAAAAGAGGAACAAUUGCUUUCAGUUACUUCUGUAUGUCUCUCUCCUUUUGGUCUGUCUGAGUAAAGAUUUAGAAAUUCCAAA
Messenger RNA from Colius striatus (speckled mousebird), 934 nucleotides. It is a transcript of the gene MED9, whose product is annotated as mediator complex subunit 9. Lineage: Eukaryota; Metazoa; Chordata; Aves; Coliiformes; Coliidae. The transcript is spliced from 2 exons. Gene Ontology annotation, molecular function: transcription coregulator activity. Gene Ontology annotation, cellular component: mediator complex. Gene Ontology annotation, biological process: regulation of transcription by RNA polymerase II. Bases 6 to 365 code for a protein of 119 amino acids. The record is from RefSeq and is a predicted model, not a curated record.